Messenger RNA from Chiloscyllium plagiosum (whitespotted bambooshark), 1295 nucleotides. RefSeq names its product clathrin light chain A-like. Lineage: Eukaryota; Metazoa; Chordata; Chondrichthyes; Orectolobiformes; Hemiscylliidae. The record is from RefSeq and is a predicted model, not a curated record. Gene Ontology annotation, molecular function: structural molecule activity; clathrin heavy chain binding. Gene Ontology annotation, biological process: intracellular protein transport; clathrin-dependent endocytosis. Gene Ontology annotation, cellular component: clathrin coat of trans-Golgi network vesicle; postsynaptic endocytic zone cytoplasmic component; plasma membrane.
CCUGAGCCCUCUCUCUGGCUGGGAGGGCUACAAGGCAGAUCUGAGCUGCUCAGACAGACUCCCCCACACCCACCCCUGGCCAUUGCUGUAACUGAGCUCAGCCGCAGUCUCUGCCUCAUGCUGUGAGCUAGAGCUCUCUCUCUCUCUCGCUCUCUCGCGUCCUGAUCCAGUGCCUACUCGCUGGACUGACUGUGGGCUCUCUUCAUUCUCACACCGUGUUUUCCUGGUCAUUUCUAGCUGCGGGAUUGAGGAAGAUGGAUAUUGAGAACGGGUCUGCUCCCUGUGCCGAGCUGGACCCGGCUGCUGCUUUCCUGGAGCAGCAUCACCAUGAGAUCGAAGGGAUCGAGAGGGAACAGGAGGCCGGUGAGAUCCCGGGCAGUGAGGCAGUGCAGAGCCAAGGGCUGGCUGCAGGAGAGUUAAUUGGUGAAGUGGAUGCUGUUAAUGGUGAUUCGUGUCAGGAGAAUGGUGCUGAUGCAUGUUCGGUCAUUUCACAAGCUGAUCGAUUACACCAGGAGCCAGAUAGUAUACGCAAAUGGAGAGAAGAACAAAUAAAACAUCUAGCAGAGUUGGAUGCCCACUCUCGUGAAGCAGAAGUAGAAUGGAGGGAGAAAGCAAAGAAAGAUUUGGAAGAUUGGUACAUACAACAAGCAGAGCACCUCGAAGAAAUGAAAACUAAUAACAGGAUUCUGGAUGAGGCUUUCUACAAACAACCCUUCGCCGAUGUGAUUGGCUAUGUCACAAACAUAAAGCAACACUGCUACAACCUACAACAGUCAGCUGAAGACCCAGAUGUGAGUGAAGGUCAAGAGGUUGUUGUGGGCUCUGAGUGGGAGCAUGUGUUACACCUUUGUGAUUUGAGCUCCAAGACCAGCAAAGUGUCCAAGGAUGUGUCACGGAUGCGAUCUGUUCUCAUGUCUCUUAGCCAAGUGCCACUGACUCUAAAGUGAAGUCGAAAUAGUCAGGCUGGCAUUCUUUAAAUUCUAAUCAGCGAAAUAUUACCUUCCAUUUCUGAAUUGUGUGGGAUGUUUUGCUCGUGUUGACAUUUGCUGCCUGUGGUUCCUUCCUCCUUCCAAGUUGAAACUGUUUUCAAAGAGGAACAUGUCUCAGUGAUGAGCUCUGACAGAGUCGAUUAAAUUGUGUAUUUGCUAUUUGCUUUGUGUGAAUUAAUGUGUGUGAUUUUCUUGCUCUGAGAAUACAGGACUGUAGUACAAGACAUAUCAUUUACUGUAAUAUAGUAAAAACUACAACAUAAAUCUGCUAUCAGUCUAAUGAAAUAAAAUUUCUUGACAUGUUGA